GGGAGUCAUGCGCUGCGUCUCCGGGCUCGCGGCGCUGCGGGGGCUGCUGUGCGGCGCGCGGGCCCUGGGCCCUAGCCUGCUCGCGCGCUCCUGCUCGGGAGGACCCUCCUGGACCCGGGAGCGGACCCUGGUUGCGGUGAAGCCAGAUGGGGUGCAGCGGCGGCUGGUCGGGGAUGUGAUCCAGCGCUUUGAAAGGAGGGGCUUCAAGCUGGUGGGGAUGAAGAUGCUGCAGGCCCCAGAGAGGAUCCUUGCUGAGCACUACCACGAUCUGCAGAGGAAGCCCUUCUACCCAGCCCUCAUCAGCUACAUGAGCUCCGGCCCAGUGGUGGCCAUGGUCUGGGAAGGCCCCAAUGUGGUCUGUACCUCGAGGGCCAUGAUAGGCCACACCAACUCCGCCAAGGCUGCCCCUGGCACCAUCCGGGGAGACUUCAGCACCCACGUCAGCAGGAAUGUCAUCCAUGCCAGCGACUCUGUGGAGGGGGCCCAGAGAGAGAUCCAGCUGUGGUUCCAGAGCAGUGAGCUGGUGGACUGGGCAGAUGAAGGCCACCUCAGCAGCAUCUACGCAGCUUGAGCACGCAGGUGCCCGCGGUCACCCCGGCAUCCACUCAGGACCAGCUACCUCUGUUGACAAGAACUUGAGCUCACACCCAUGCUCUGCCCAUCUGUCCCAGACCACCUCCCUGUCCACCUUCUGCCCCACUCCAGCCACAGAGUGGUUGAGCCACCAACUUUAUGUGCCUUUUAGUAUUAUCCUAAGCCAGCAAGGGACUGGACCAAGUCCUUUCUGAACCAAAGUGCCAGACAAGCUUUGGGGUCCAAAAGCUGGUAGUGUGACCGUCCUUUCCCCAAAGUGGGGACAUUAAAAUUCACUGUGCUGUGCA
This is a messenger RNA of Odocoileus virginianus texanus, 881 nucleotides long. RefSeq names its product NME/NM23 nucleoside diphosphate kinase 4 (gene NME4). Lineage: Eukaryota; Metazoa; Chordata; Mammalia; Artiodactyla; Cervidae. The record is from RefSeq and is a predicted model, not a curated record. Gene Ontology annotation, biological process: CTP biosynthetic process; UTP biosynthetic process; GTP biosynthetic process. Gene Ontology annotation, molecular function: nucleoside diphosphate kinase activity.